Messenger RNA from Salmo salar (Atlantic salmon), 1503 nucleotides. Its product is annotated as tetraspanin-4. Lineage: Eukaryota; Metazoa; Chordata; Actinopteri; Salmoniformes; Salmonidae. Gene Ontology annotation, cellular component: plasma membrane. The record is from RefSeq and is a predicted model, not a curated record.
GUAAUCAACACUUCCUGGAACUGCGUCGAGAACCACAGAGUGAAACAGGGGAACAGAAAUGGUGUUACCGACACCUUCUGUACUGGAGAAGGAGCGCAUGUGAACUGAUUGAAAUGUACCAUUGCGGAGCUCCAUAAACGUGUUCGCCCAAAGGGAAUUCAAAUGUGCAGGCUACUAUUUCUACAGUACUGAUAUAUUUUAAAGCGGCUCUAGUUUUACAACGGGAACCUCACGCACGAGAGAGACAACUAGAGAGAGAGAGAGAGAGACUGAAAGUUAGCCUACUCACCGAGUAUCCUACAGUGAGGACCAUUAUUGACGUGAAAUGAUAGACAGCUGCGGCGCUGCAGGAUGGCCGAGGGCUGCAUGAGGGGCCUGCGUUAUGGCAUGGUCUUCUUCAACCUCCUCUUCUGGUUGGGGGGUUGUGGAAUACUGGGCGUGGGGGUAUGGCUGUCAGUGACCCAGGGCAACUUUGCCACACUCUCCUCAUCCCUCCCAUCCCUCUCAGCAGCCAAUCUACUCAUUGCGGUAGGGACCAUCAUCAUGGUGAUUGGUUGCCUCGGCUGUGUCGGAGCUGUCAAAGAAAGUCGUCCGCUGUUGCUGAGCUUCUUCAUCCUCCUUCUUCUGAUCUUCUUCUUGGAGAUUCUGUCCAUCACGCUCUUCUUUGUUUACCAAGACCAGAUUGAUCACUAUGCCCAGAGGGAUUUGAAGAGGGGACUCCAGCUCUUUGGCACCGAGGGCAACGUAGGCUUGACCAACGCCUGGAUGAUCGUACAAACGGAUUUCCGCUGCUGUGGCGUGACCAACCACACGGACUGGUUUGACGUGUACAACGCCAGCCGUGUGCCUGACUCCUGCUGUCUGGAGUACAGCGACAACUGUGGCCUCGAGAACCCAGGGACCUGGUGGACUGCGCCAUGCUACGAACGGGUGAAGGAUUGGCUACAAGAAAAUUUGGUGGCAUUGUGGAUCUUUGCCCUGUGUACGGCACUCACACAGAUUCUGGGUUUGGUGUUCUCUAUGACGAUGUUCUGCCAUGCAGUCAAAGUGGAGACCUUCUACGCCUAGCUUUGCCCCAAAGGACUCUGGGAAUGAGGGAGGCACACACACACCCCUCCCCUCCCACAGACCCUCUCCCUCCACUCUUUCUCAGCGACACCCUCGCAGACCAAUCCUCAUGUAACCUCUUCACAACAACCUGUACUGUUAAACAACCCCCAAUGUCAUAUCGGGAGACGAUGGAUGGUUUUUGCUCAAUAAAAUGUUAUUCGCUCAUUUUGUGCUCAACACAUACAUGUAAUAUAUAGAAAUACACAUUGAGCUGUAAUCCUUUUUUAAAUAUGUUUUAAAUGAUUUUGAAUCAUUCUAUAAUCUAAGUGUUUUGAAAUGAGAGGAGAGCUAAGGAAUGCAGGUCAAGAGGGCAUUUAGUAAAACAGGCCAUGCGAGUACUAAAAGUGCGUGGUUCUUAUGAUGGUGUUUAAUAAAAUGUUUGGCUUGUCCAAA